Messenger RNA from Anastrepha obliqua, 1311 nucleotides. RefSeq lists its product as uncharacterized. The transcript has 4 exons. Bases 22 to 1239 code for a protein of 405 amino acids. NCBI's taxonomy places the organism in Eukaryota, Metazoa, Arthropoda, Insecta, Diptera, Tephritidae. The record is from RefSeq and is a predicted model, not a curated record.
UGCAAGUAGAAACUAAGGAAAAUGUUCGUGGGCAGUAAAUGGAUACGUAUGAUAACGACACAAACUUUAGUAGCCUUGCUGCUAUUGCAAGUGCUAAUUGGUUGUACAGAGGCAGCCACGAAAUGCCACAAAUGCACAGGAAUUAAUUGUCAGCGCACCAGCUACACAGCCACUGAGGAUUGUGUGGAUGCACUUGACAGCUGUACGACUAUUUUUCAAGGAUCUACUGUUUUGGCACAAGGCUGUUUGGGCCAAUUAGCGGUGGAGUUACGCAAUAAAUGCGAAACGCCAACCAAUACAAAUGAAGACAACGAAGUCGCUAUGGAAGGUGAGAAAUUGCAAACGGCGAAUGCAGCUUGUUAUCAGUGCCGUGAAGAUUUGUGUAAUGAAGUGAGUGGUGAGGCGUUCGAGUGUAUACAAUGUGACUCAAAUGCGGAUGGCGAGUGUGCAAGCGGCACUGGAAAUCUGCAACCUGCAAAAUGUCCUAUCGGGAGAUCUAUGAAUUCUUAUUGCUAUACGAAGGUGGAGGGAAAGCGUGCGAUACGUGGUUGUGCAACAAAUUUAGUAGAACAAAAAGAAUGUUUGAAUAGUAACGAUUGUGUGCUGUGCUCACCAUUGGACAUUAGUGGCUGCAAUCGGGAUCCCAAAAUUUCAACAGAUGGCACCGGCUCAGGUUCUGAGAGCGGUGGUUCAGAUAAUGGAACUGGUACUGGCGACGGAGGUUCAAGUUCUGGAGGCGGAGGCGGAAAUGGGGGCGGGUCAGGUACUGGCGAUGGUGGUUCAAGUUCAGGAGGUGGAGGGGGAAACGGUAGUGGAUCAGGUACUGGCGAUGAUGGUUCAAAUUCAGGAGGUGGAAGCGGAAAUAAUAGUGGAACAAAUAAUGGCACGGGUUCUGGUACUGGUGAUGGUGGUUCAAGUUCAGGAGGUGGAGGCGGAAAUAAUAGUGGAUCAAAUAAUGGCACGGGUUCUGGUACUGGUGAUGGUGGUUCAAGUUCAGGAGGUGGAGGCGGAAAUAAUAGUGGAUCAAAUAAUGGCACGGGUUCUGGUACUGGUGACGGUGGUUCAAAUUCGGGUAAUGGAGGCUCCGGUACUGGAAGUGGUGGCUCAGAUAAUGGCACCGGUUCUGGUAACGAUACAACCGACUCGGGAAAUAAUAAUACCAGCGGAGCUACGCUCAUCUCAAAUUACAAACUAUUGACAACUGUUAUUUUUAUUUUAUUAGCUUUAUUUAAAUUUUAAGAUAAUCUGUAAUGAGAUAAGUUAUUCUACAGAUAAAAUGUUUCAAAAUAAAUAAUUGAAUGAAAAAUUAAA